UAUGUGCAUUCUGUCGCACGCGGUUGCAUGCGCAGCAAGCAUAUCUCCGUCCUAAAUUAAUUCAUAGUUGGGCGUGGCCAAGAGAUUAAACGUCAUUCAGGUCGGCUUUCUUUUUCCAGAUCGACACACUUUCUGGCCAAUGACAUUUAAGCAAAUGGAUGCGAGGAUUUUACCAUUGUAUGGCUGUGUGUGUGUGUUCUGUGACAAGUUGAAAAUGGCGGUCUUCGGUGAACCGUCCUAACUUUAUCGCACAAUAACAAAGAUAACAAAUGAGAAUAGGAAGAUUAUUGAAGAUUAAUUCCACUCUGUUUUGGAAAUGCAAGAAGGUGGCUGGUUAAGUCGCAGAGGUGUUUACAAAUAACCACACUCCAUGAGCCGCAACUGAUCAUGGAAGACUCACAUACUCGAUACAGCAAGCGCCUGCGCACAGGUACACGGCGUCGUUACCAAGACGAUGGGAUUUCUGAUGAUGAGAUUGAUGGGAAGAGAACCUUUGAUCUGGAGGAGAAGCUCCAUUGUGACCGGUUCGAUAUUGACCUCGUGAAGUACAUGGAAGGCAAAGACUUCACCUUCGAAUACAUCCAAAGAGAAGGUCUGCGGGAGCCCCUGGUCUUUGUCAAGUCAGAUGGUCUUGGUAUCCAAAUGCCAGAUCCAGAUUUCAGCGUGAGCGAUGUCAAGCUGUUUGUUGGAAGUCGUCGAAUGAUCGACGUGAUGGAUGUGACCACUCAGAAGGGCAUCGAGAUGUCCAUGGGCCAGUGGAGGCGCUACUUUGAGACGCCGCCCUCCCAGAGGGAGAAGCUUUACAACGUCAUCAGCCUGGAGUUCAGUCAUACCAAACUGGAGAACCUGGUGAAGAGGCCUGCCUCGGUGGAUGUGAUUGACUGGGUGGACAACAUGUGGCCGCGACACCUGAAGGAGAGGCAGAGGGAUUCCACAAACUCCAUCACGGACAUGCAGUACCCAAAAGUGCAAAAAUAUUGCUUAAUGAGUGUGGAGGGCUCGUUCACCGACUUCCACGUCGACUUUGGUGGCACAUCCGUUUGGUAUCACAUCUUGCGUGGAGGGAAGGUAUUCUGGCUCAUCCCGCCCACCCCUCAAAACCUGGAGCUGUAUGAGAAUUGGGUGCUCUCGGGGAAGCAAGGGGACAUCUUUCUGGGGGACAAAGCUAUUCAGUGUCAGCGCCUCGAGCUGAAGCAGGGAUACACCUUUAUGAUUCCCUCAGGAUGGAUUCAUGCCGUGUACACUCCGGUCGAUACGUUGGUGUUUGGGGGAAACUUCUUGCACAGCUUCAACAUUCCCAUGCAGCUCAACAUCUACAACAUUGAGGACAGGACAAGGGUGCCGGCUAAGUUCCGGUAUCCUUUCUACUAUGAGAUGUGUUGGUACGUGCUGGAGAGGUACCUCUACUGCCUGACCAACACCUCGCACCUCACCCCAGAAUUCCAGAAGCACUCACUUGGUGUUGGCCUGAGACGAGAGGACUACCGUGAGGAGCAGAAAGAGAACUGUGAUGCCAAAGCCACGAGUGAUGAAGAUGAAGAAACGAAAGAGGAAGAAGAUGAGGAGGAGGGGAAGAUGGAGGAGGAGGAGGAAGAGGCACCAUCGUCUCCUCCACCGGCCCAGUCUGCGCACCUGACUCCUCUGGAGCUGGAGGGUCUCUGGCACCUGCUGACAAAGCUGGAGGAGUUGCCGUCCCACAAGAAGUGUGUUCCCAGCGGCAUCCGCAACGCCCCGGCUCUGCUCAGUGACAUCAGGAGACUGCUUGAGGAACAUGCUGGUGAUGAGCCCAAAUUGUCCUACACUGGAAACCCUAUUGUGAAAUGGCCCAAACGGCCCUCGUGGUAUCGCCCCCCAACCCCUCCCCCUGCGGUGGUGUACCGGCCGCGGCCACUGGGAGCGACGGCGCUGAAGCCCACGGGCCCACGGGCACCACCCCGGCGGGCCAAUGACGCGCUGCGGCGGAGACGUGUGCGCUGCAAGCGCUGCGCGGCGUGCUUGCGGACUGAGUGUGGCGACUGCAUCUUCUGCCACGACAUGAAGAAGUUUGGCGGCCCCGGGCGCCUCAAGCAGACCUGCCUGCGGCGACAGUGUCUCGCUCCGGGCCUGCCCACCUCGGCCGUGUGUGCGGUGUGUGGUGAGGGCAACCCACCAGGCGAGAACACCACCCCAACACUGAUGGAGUGCUCCACCUGUGCCAAGAUCACACACGCUGAAUGUGUCAAGGGACCGGUAGAGGGUGUGAUCAACCAGGAGCUGCCAAACUCCUGGAAGUGUCCCAAAUGUGUUCAGGCGAAAACGGAGUCGGCCAACAGCAGCAGUGACGAGGACAAGAAUGGUGACGUCCUGGGCGCUCGGGUGUCAUCUCAACCACCAGCCAAGCGUGCCCAUCGAGAGGGCAUCGGAGUACGCGGGAUGCGUGAGGGACGCCGGGGCGGGCGCACGCUCACCCCAUCCCGACGCCUGCUGCCACCCUCACAGAGGCUGUUGCUACAACAACAACAGAACAGGAAGAGGGCCGGAGCGCUGGAGCUACAACUCACGAAGAGGAUUAAAUCGGAACGAAGUAAGAUCUUGCAAUCGCUUCUGCACCAACGCAGUGAGGAACGAGGGGGCAAAACUUCAUCCAGCAACGGUGCCUCCCGAGACGGGGGCGCGGCUGCUACCAUGUCGAGCUCCAGCCGCCCCACAACAGGUUUAGGCAGGGGGAGAGGCCGAGGCGUGCGGUUCAGGGGAGGAGGGAGAGGAGGAGGAGGAGGAAGAAGCCGUGAGGAAGUACGGAGUGGGAGAAUGGACAGAGAUGACACGGGCGACGAAAGCGAGGACAAGGACGACACAGAAGAGGAAGAACGCAAGGAGAAUCGGCCACAGCAGCGAGCCAGGCGAGCUACGGAGCAGUCGCACAGCGAGGACGAGGAGGAGGACGAUAACGACAGUGAGGAUGACAGCGAUGAGGAGGAGCAGAGGAACGGGAACGGCACAGCGGAGAGGGAAGAAGCACGGGAGGCGUCCGAGGAUGAGGGAGAGGAGGAGGAGGGCAGGAGAGCGAUGUUGUCUGGCACGGGUAUGGUCCUGGGCAAAGAGGCGCGGAACCGCAGCUCCUGCCUCACUGUGAAGCUCCAUCCGCCAUCCCGGGGACACCGCGACCCCAACGCCAUCGUCCCCAAGCUGGAGGCGGCCAUCUCACAUCACCGCGGAUCUCCCCGUGGCGGUCGUCACGACUCCCUUCUCCGUCCUCCUCUACGCAACGGCUCCUCCCAUUCUGCUACACAGCCUCCGUCACGGUCAGAAAAGACAUCGCUAACCACCAACCCUUCCCGUAAAGACAGCAUGGGGCAAGGUCCCCGAAAUUCCCACUCCCUGUCUUCCACUUCUAAGGCAAUAAGGCACCAUGUGUCUCCUCGAAACGGCACUGGCUCAAGCUUGGAGAAGGAGGUGUGGUUAGCUGUGUUUCGCUACCUGAGGCAGGCCGAGCUUUGUGUCUGCAUGGCUGUCUGCAAGAGCUGGUACAAGUGGGCUUGCGACAAGCGUUUCUGGUCGAAAAUGGACUUGAGCCGGUGCAGCGCCAUCAGCCCUCAGACGCUCUCAGGCAUCAUCAAGCGGCAGCCGGUCGUCCUGGACAUCUCCUGGACCACCAUCUCCAAGAAGCAGCUGACCUGGCUCAUCAACAGACUACCAGGAUUAAAAGAGCUUGUGUUAUCGGGUUGCUCGUGGGCGUCUGUCUCUGCUCUGAGCUCGUCCACAUCGCACCCCCUGCUUCGCUCCCUGGACCUGAGCUGGGCGGCUGGCGUCCAAGACGCCGAGAUCAAAGCGUUGCUAACUCCAACGGGCUCUAGUAACCGUUCCCACCUGCGUGAGUUGCGGUGUCUGCGGCUGUGUGGCCUGGAGAUCAGCGAGGCCACCCUCCGCCUUGUCAUUCGCCACGCGCCCCUGCUGACGCGGUUGGAGCUCUCCCAUAGCCCGCUGUCCGACCAAGCCAUCAACCUGCUGACAGCCGUCGGAUCAUCCACCCGGAACACGCUCUCACACCUCAACCUCGCAGGAUGCACCCAGUUAACAGAUCGCUGCCUGGCCCACUUGAAGCGGCUGAUGUGCUUGCGUCUGCUGGAUCUCCGUGACUGCAAGGGAGUGUCCCGCCAGGCCUGCGAGACCUUUAUAUCUGAACUUUCUGUUAAUGCACUCUACUGCCUAUCCGAUGACAAACUUAUCCAGAGGAUAUCCUAAAGAACAAACUCUCCAGCUUGGCGGAGGAUGAGGACUGUUGAAGGCAUUUGGUGUUGAGUCGUCAGAAGGUGGUUCACUGGGGGAUGGGGGUGUAUGUUUGAUUUUGCACAGAGUUUGUAUAAAGUAAAAGAAAAAGUACUAUUACAGAUGUAGUUCCAAUACUAGUGGUAUGAUAUUACAUGUUUUCAGCUGUUGUAACAUCAUACUACUAGUGUUGUAAUUACAUCUCUUAAGAGUAUGUCUACUUUAUACAACUCUGAUUUUGCAUGUUAUGUUUGUUGGUGUGUUUGUCUGCUCCUCUGUGUGACAGAGGAGGCCAAAAGUAGUCUGAGGAAGCGAAAGCGAGGCUUAAAGCUUUUUUGGGUGGGAGACAGAACUCUUUGGACACUUCCAGGGGGGUUACGUUUGGGAUGGCAGGCGUGAGGUGCUGUAUAAAAAAAUAACAAACUUAACUAAAGACUCAGGAGAGAUUGAGUGAGGUAGUGUGUGUGGCUAGACAAAAAAAAAAAAACAGAUGAAGGGGAGGGGUAAACAAACUCAUGACUGGUGGCUCAGGAGGGGUGUGUGUUGGGAUUUGACCCAAGGUCUUAAGUGCUUUAAUAUGUGGUACCUUAUCAGGGAGGAAAAGGCUUGUUACACACCCACAGAGGCACAUCACAUCCCCACUAAGGGACUGUUCGUUAUUUAUUGUCGGGGUCACCGGAGGAAAAUAGGGGAGGGUCCUGACAUUUUAUUUCUUUGUAGAGUAGAGGGCCAACCUUUUUUUUUCAAAAUGUUUGGCCCAUUGAUUUAAAAAAAAAAAAAAGACAUUCCGAAGUACCUUGUUUGAAUAUGUUUAGAUGUAACAUAAUCCUCAGAAAUGCCUCCUCCUUUUGCUAAAAUUGAUCAGACCAUCAGAGCUCCCUGAUGUUUGUUUCGUUGUGUAAAGAACAUUCUACUGAAAUGGCCACUGCCUUCAUGAAGUAGGCCUAUAGUGAUCAAAGUCAAACAACAUUCAGUAAGCAGCAGCGUUGGUCAAUCAACGCAUGUCAAAAGAUAAAGUAGAGAAUUUAUGAAUCUUCUCUGUAGGAGAGGAGGGGUUUUUUUGUCGUGGGGAGGGUCGUCAGAGUUUUGAAGCUUGCUAGGGGAGGGUCAUGCAAAAUUUGACAACCAAGGGUGGAAAUCUUCUGAAGACCUUGACAAUUAAUAACGAACAGUCUCUAAUAUAGCAGAAGGGAGGGAGUAUGGAUGGUGCGAUAGUCAAUCCAGAGGGAUUAUACUGAUGAGAGGUUCCUAAAAGUGACAUAAACUGUAAACUGGAACCUAGGUGCUAUUUUUUUCUUUGCAAAUCCCCUACUUUGUUGUAUUUUUGUGUGCACAGAGAACCACAGGGUCCCCUGUAUGUACUCCAUAGUUUUUACACAAAAAAUGAUCUCAGUUUCCCUUUUUUUACACCCCUCCCCCUUCAUUUCAAAUCAUUUUUUCCACAGCUUUCAUGUGUCCUCUGUUUUUUAUAUAAAUAAAAAUAUAUUAAUAUAAAUAAAUAAGGAAUGCGUUUUGUUCCAAAUCCAUCCAUGCUCAUCCAGCCACACAGUCGCACACCCUUCUUUUUCCCUUUUUUUCUUUGUAAAUGUAUUAUUAUUUUCUGUAGAACAGUCCUGUAGCAGUGUAAUUAUUUUAAGGAGGCUUUUCACUUAAGUGUUUUUUUUAUUUGUAAGAAAAUAAAUAAAUACUAUGGUGCACAGAGA
This is a messenger RNA of Engraulis encrasicolus (European anchovy), 5948 nucleotides long. It is a transcript of the gene kdm2ab, whose product is annotated as lysine (K)-specific demethylase 2Ab. The record is from RefSeq and is a predicted model, not a curated record. The transcript has 24 exons. The coding region runs from base 388 to 4221 and encodes 1277 amino acids. Lineage: Eukaryota; Metazoa; Chordata; Actinopteri; Clupeiformes; Engraulidae. Gene Ontology annotation, biological process: protein demethylation; regulation of transcription by RNA polymerase II. Gene Ontology annotation, molecular function: protein binding; histone demethylase activity; transcription coregulator activity.